Molecule: messenger RNA, 460 nt
Organism: Merops nubicus (carmine bee-eater)
Lineage: Eukaryota; Metazoa; Chordata; Aves; Coraciiformes; Meropidae
Gene: HEYL
Product: hes-related family bHLH transcription factor with YRPW motif-like
Exons: 4
Biological process (GO): circulatory system development; anterior/posterior pattern specification; regulation of transcription by RNA polymerase II
Cellular component (GO): nucleus
Molecular function (GO): RNA polymerase II cis-regulatory region sequence-specific DNA binding; protein dimerization activity; DNA-binding transcription factor activity, RNA polymerase II-specific
Source: RefSeq, a predicted model, not a curated record
CCAUGUUUCCAGGUCUGUGUCUCCCACUACGACAUCUCAGAUACAAGCCAGGAAGAAGCGGAGAGGGAUCAUCGAGAAGCGUCGCCGCGACCGCAUCAACAGCAGCCUGUCCGAGCUGCGGCGCCUGGUGCCCACUGCCUUUGAGAAGCAGGGGUCUUCCAAGCUGGAGAAGGCAGAAAUCCUACAAAUGACAGUAGAUCACUUAAAAAUGCUUCACGCCACUGGAGGAGCAGGCUUCUUAGAUGCCCGAGCUCUGGCCGUGGAUUACAGGAGUAUCGGCUUCCGUGAGUGUCUCACCGAGGUUGUCAGGUACCUGGGCAUCCUCGAGGGCCAGAACGCCGCUGACCCCAUCCGGCUGCGACUCCUCUCCCACCUCAAUAAUUACGUGGCAGAAAUGGAGCCUUCUCCCGUGGCCGCUUCCCUCCUGCCCAUCCAGACGUGGCCGUGGUCGUUCCUGCAC